Molecule: messenger RNA, 1198 nt
Organism: Bombyx mori (domestic silkworm)
Lineage: Eukaryota; Metazoa; Arthropoda; Insecta; Lepidoptera; Bombycidae
Exons: 2
Coding region: 368-901 (177 amino acids)
Source: RefSeq, a predicted model, not a curated record
AUAAGUCUUAAUGUUAUUUGUUACAUAAUUCGAUAUUAUUAAAUAAUAAUUGUACGUAAAUAAUCAGCAGAAUAAUUAAGAUGAACAAUGUUUAAUAUUACCUACUCAGUUUGUAUUAAAAUAGGUCAAGAUGAUUGUAUAAAUACCGACGGUUAGCAUAUCUCUGUGGCAUUCGUAUUCUACCCACCGUAACGUGUACUAAAGAGAAUAUAUUAUUUCGUGUGGAAGUAAAUUGUCUCAAUUGUCGCCGCCACCCUGAGGAUCCGUUUAUACUUCAGAAGUGGGAUUAUGCCAGGCCCAUGCAUUGACGGAUUUGAGACCGCUGAGAAACACAGGCGAUAUAAAAUGCGACGUGUCACCCAAACCGAUGCGGAGGUUAUUCCAACGUUCCGGCCGGAUGAAAAAUCUAGCAACGUCAAGGGAUGGCUGCACAAGAUCGACCAGUUGGAUCACGUAUAUGGAUGGGACAACAAAGACUGCCAGUUCAUCAUGCAGAUAUGUCUUCGUGGGUCGGCUAGGGAUUGUGCGAUACACCACCGCAACUAUACUACACAUCCGCGAAUGGCUACCACAUGGAGAAGAGAAGGUGCUGUUACUCCAGUUGCAAGAGGGACCGACUUUCAACCAAAGAAAUGUUACGCCUGCCGAAGAGAAGGUCAUGAAACAAAGAACUGCAAAGAGCCGCGCUGCGAGGUGUGCCAUCGCCCGGGACACACGUCGGUCAGCUGAUGGUAUGCGGCCAGCUCUUCACACCCAAAAGUGCCAUACACCAGCGACAAACCAGGCGCCAAUAGCAGCGCUGAUCGCCGUGGGACACGGCAUAUACAGGAUGGCCGAAUGUUAUCGAGCAACACUUCCGGCCUCACAUAAUAAAUUAUUUACGAACUUAGGAAAUAUAUAGAACUUAUUAUUCUUAUAAUAUAAUUAGUAAUUUCAUAAUCAAGUAAAUAGUUCAUUCAUGGCGCAAUAAGUCUUAAUGUUAUUUGUUACAUAAUUCGAUAUUAUUAAAUAAUAAUUGUACGUAAAUAAUCAGCAGAAUAAUUAAGAUGAACAAUGUUUAAUAUUACCUACUCAGUUUGUAUUAAAAUAGGUCAAGAUGAUUGUAUAAAUACCGACGGUUAGCAUAUCUCUGUGGCAUUCGUAUUCUACCCACCGUAACGUGUACUAAAGAGAAUAUAUUAUUUCGUGUGGAAGUAAA